CACUGCCCUACCAAGAGGGCAGUGAUGGUUCCUUUGUAGAUAGGUCCUUUGGGAGAAGCUUACUGAUGUAUAAAAGCUGUUUGUGAGGCUGAGAUGGUGCCCUUUUUCUGAUAAAGUAUCUCUUGCUGGGGCAGAACCUCACUCCUGGCUGUAGUAGCCAGAAGAGUACUAGUGUGGGAGAGACUUCUAUAAAUGAAGAGGUAAAGCUUGAAACAUUUCAUCAAAGACUUUAAUAUUCAUUUCCUUCCAGGGUUCAAGACUUAGAGCACAUCUCCAGAGUUGUUUCCAUCCCUGCUCCUGUCUCUCAGUGGGACAGAGCCAACCUCUGCUUCCAGCUUCUUUUUUCCAAGGCUUGCGGGCCUUCGUUUCAGUGAUGGAACAGAGCAAGGAAAGGCAUUGGUAGCCUUCAGAGCUUCCUUACUAGCUAUAUGUAUGAUCCCCUUGCUCACUGUUCCUGCUGCUCAAAGGCUGGGAAAGUAUGAGGGGGAGAGGGGGAAUACACAAAGUUAACUGCUAUCAAAAGUCCAAGGAAAACAUUUAAAAUAGGAAACCAUAGAAUGAAAUGAGAUUUUUCUUUCUAGAAUGUUGUGGAAUUUAAAUUUUUAAAAAAUAAUACAUUUAUUUAAAAAGCAGAUACAAUAGGUAAGUUGAACACAAUUAAACCUAGCUUAACUGACAUAUAUAGAACAUUGUCACUGAACCAACAGUGUACAUAUUUUUAAUUGCAAGAAAAGCUUUUACCAAAAUUGAUCAUAGCUGGACCAUCAAGUAAGCCUCAGGAAAUUUCCAAAAUAAUUUAAAAUAAUACAGUGUUCUCUGAACAUAGCGGGAUUAAGCUAGGGAGAAAAACAAACAAACUGGAAAGUCCCUAACUGUCUAUAAAACAAGCAGUAGAGUUCUAAAUAACCCACUGGUCACAGAAAAAAAAAGCGCAAAGGAAAUAAAAAUUAACUGGUAAUGGAGAUAUGCCAUAUCAAAACCUAUGGUAUACAGGUAAAGCACUACUUAAAUAUAAAACUUUAAACUCACACAUUACAAGAGAAAGGCUGAAGUCAGUGAUCUAAGUUUUCACGUCAAGAAACUGGGAAAGAAUAGCAAAUUCAAAAUGUAGAAGGAAGAAUGCAGACAUAAAAAAGUGAAAUAGAAAACAGAUGUACAAUAAAGAAAAUCAAUGAAGCCAAAAGUCAUUCCCUCAAAAACAGUAAAAUUGAUAAACCCAUAGACUGAUCAGGAAAAAAAACAACAUUAGAAAUGAAAAAAGAGGGACUUCCCUGGUGGUCCAAUGGUUAAGAAUCUGCCUUCCAAUGCAGGGAUGCAGGUUCGAUCCCUGGUCGGUGAACUAGAUCCCUCAUGCUACGGGGCAACUAAGCCCACAUGCCACAACUAGAGAGCCCACGUGCUCUGAAGCCCGUGUGCCGCAACUAAGACCUGAUGCAGCCAAAAAUAAAUAAAUAAAAUAUAUAUUUUUUUAAAAUGGAAAAAGGGACAUCAGUCAUAUCUUAGAGUCACCAAUAUCAUAAACUUUUAGAAACUAUAGAAAAGGGGAACAGAUCUCAAUUCACUUUUUUAAAAAUAUAUAUUUAUUUAUUUAUUUGGCUGCACCAGGUCUUAGUUGUGGCACAUGGGAUCUUCAGUUGCGGCAUGUGGGCUCUUAGUUGAGGCAUGCGGGAUCUAGUUCUCUGACCAGGGAUCAAACCCGGGCCCCCUGCAUUGAGAGCAUGGAGUCUUAACCACUGGACCACCAGGGAAGUCCCUCAAUUCACUUUUGAAGCAGUAUAACCCAGCCACCAAAAACUAUCAAAGAUAUCACCAGAAAGGAAAACCAGGUGCUAAUCUGUCCCGGGAAUGUUAAUGUAAAACUGCCAGACAAAAUAAGCAAGUCAAAUCUAGCGAUAUAUAAAAAUGAUAAUAGGUCAUAUCUAAUUUGGGUUUACUGCAAAAAUACAAGAUUGAUUCAACACUUGAAAACUAAUGAAUUCAAUUCACACAACGUAUAAGGAGAAAAAUCAGUCUAGACAGAUGCAGGAAAGAACACUAUUCAACAGCUAUUCAUGAUUUUUAAAAAUUUUGAAAACCAGAAAUAGAAGGGUAUAUCCUUAAUCUCAUAAAAAUCUUACAUAUAUAUGUGUGUAGGUAGGUUAAAUAUAGGUAGGUAGGUUAAUUGAUUACACACAAAUAUAUAUGUGUGUGUGUGUGUAAUCACUUUGACCCAAAAUAAAAUUUAAUUAUAAUUUAAAGAAGUAAAAUGUUUCAUAUUCAUGAAAACAAAAAAAAUUAAAAAAUAGAAAUCUUAAUAAAAACCCUACAGUAAACCUCUCAAUGAUAAAAUAUUGAAAUCAUUCUCCAUGAGAUGAGGAAUAAGAUAAGGAUGUCCACUAUCACAAUUCCGUAUACCAUUAUACUGGUCCCAGCCAGUGUGAUAAGUCAAGAAAAUAAAAGAAGGUACUUCCCUGGUGGUCCAGUGGUUAAGACUCUGUGCUCCCAAUGCAGGGGGCCCGGGUUCAAUCCCUGGUCAGGGAACUAGAGCCUGCAUGCUGCAACUAAAGAUCCUGCAUGCCAUAACUAAAGAUCCCUCAUGCUGCAACUAAAGAUCCCGCAUGCCAUAACUAAAGAUCCUGCAUGCUGCAACUAAAGAUCCCACAUUGCUGCAACUAAAGAUCCCGCAUGCUGCAACUAAGACCCAGCACAGCCAAAUAAAUAUUUUUUUAAAAAUUUAAAAAUUUUUGUAAUUAAUAAAAGAUUAAAAAAAGAAAAUAAGAUUAUAAAGGAACAAAAAAAGUGCUGACAACAUAAUUGUGUAUGUAGAUAAUCCAAAAGAAUCUACAGACUCUUAGGAUUAAGUGACUUUAACAAGGUCACAGAAUACAAAGUCAAUAUACAGCCCCCCAAAAGUCAAUUAUGUGUUUCUAGAUACAAUAAAUAGGAAAUGAAAUUUCAAAAAUAUAUUGUCUAUAAUAGGAUAAUAAAUAGCUCAAAAUAUCAAUAGAUAUGUCACAAGAUAUGCAGAAUCUUUACAUUGAAAACAAUGAAACAUUCUUGAAAGAAAGACUGAUAGGUGUGUGGUCAAAUCAUGUAUAGUCAAUUCACCAAAUAUUUUUCUUCCUUGUUAUAGGUUAACUUCUAUCUGUUGGAAGCAAAGGGGAAACUUGCCUAUGUUCUCAGCUAUUUGGAAAUCUCACUGUGAAAGUUUCACAAUAACUUAGUUUUAUUUCUUUAAAUUGUAUAUAAGAUAACAUUAGAUUUGAGAAGCAUUUUUAACCCUGAUGAAAUUUCAGGGAUGACUUUACGAUCUGACAAUAACAUAAAUGAAUACAUUUUGAAAAUUAAAAAAAUUCAAAUGCCUUAAAUGUAAAAAAAAAAAAAAAAGAGAGAGACUGACAAAGAUGAAGACAUAUAUUGACUCCAUGGAUUGGAAAAUAAUAUUGUAAGGAUGACAGUUCUCUCAAAUUGAUCUGCUGGUGAAACUCAAUUCUAAGUAAAAUCCCAACAGGUUUAUUUUUGUGAAAAUUGACAAGCUGAUUCUAAAAUUUGCAUGGAAAUGCGAAGUGCCAAAACAGCCAAGGCAAUCUUGAAUAAAAAUGAAAUUGGAGUCCUUCCACACCCAGAUAUCCUCCUUUAACUUUCAACAUUUUAGUACCACCUUUUUGAGAUAUGGCUUAUAAAUAGCAUACACUUGUAUUUUGUGAAUUUUUCUGAAGUUUUACCUCUUACACCCUUUGCAUUUACACCCUUUGCAUUUUUAGUUCUAACUUCUAUCACCUUGUUCUCUGGUUUAUUUUAUACCUACUUGUUCCCACUCCCCUUGGUGGUUUUGGUGUUUUUUUGUUUUUGUUUUGGGGUUGUUUUGUUUUGUUUUUUUUUGCUGGAAUGGAAGAGUGGCUACACAUUCUGUGGUCUUUUGAAGUUAUAUAUCUUGGCUUUUAAUUCAACAGGUGGUCUCAUAUUGAUGAUUUUUUAGAUGGAAUUUAAUAUUUUGAGUUGCCUUUUUGACCAACAAGAAGGGGGCUUUAUUUCAGAAGUUUGAGUAGUUUGAUUGGAUGGUCCGGGAAAGAGGUCUCUGAAACCCCAACCUGACUCCUGAGAAGCAGAGAAGUUUAGGGCAUCUCCCCUGGGUGUCAGGAGGAGAGUUUAGGCUUGCCUGCGUAGCAGUAAGAGAGUAUACUGUUUAGGUCUCCCUCUUUGCCUGCGUAGCAGUAAGAGAGUAUACUGUUUAGGUCUCCCUCUUUGCCAGCUGCCCCUUCAUUUCAAUUUAGGGCUUCUAGGCCUUUCCUGGGCAUGGUUCCCAGAAAGUCCUUCUGCUGCUGCUACCCUGAUCAGGUUUCUGGAUCUGUUAAUAAUAGACAACAGUGGGGGAAGGGCCAGGAUCAUUAUGGAAAUAGGAGCAACUAAACCAGAUGGGCAGUUCCUAUGCACAGGGCCCUGUCUGUCUGCUCCCGUCCUGUGUCUGAGGAGCAUUCUGCAGUGGACAUGUCUUCUAAGCCAUUCUUUGGAGUCACAUUAACCUUGUGAAGGUCUCCAAGUGCCUUUCCCAAAAAUCAGGACACAUGAUCUGGGGUGCUUAUGAGAACACUGAAACAGAAUGUUUGAGGUUCGAACUCUACCAGAAAACCCUGGGGGGGGGUGGUGAUAAUACCCCUCACAGAAUACCCAGAAGGGAAGGAGGUUGGGCCGCAAUUAGGUGAGGCAAACAGUGACUCAGAGAGGCAAACUGUAUGUAAUCCUGGAAUACAGAAGGGGAGUGGGGAAGGUGAAGGGGAAGUAUGGAAAAAUAAGGACAUGAUGAUGUUGGAUAGUAAGACGAGCAUGUGAGACAGGACCACUAUUAAGUAAAAUAUGAAAUCAGCACAGUUUAAAUCUUGAUGCCUCCUAAUCUUCCUGUUCUCCAUGAAUGGCCUUCCCUCUUCUGCCUCUACUCCCUGCAUACUCCUUUUCCUUUACCAAAACCUGCUCUUAGUACAGUAAACUCAACUUAGGUGUAAAUUAUGAAAGACCCAUAAGGCUUCUGAAAUUACCAGUUAAUAAAAUGUGAAAACAUUUUAUUGUAAAAUAUAACACAGAUAUAGAAAACUACAUAAAGAAAAUGUAUAGCUUAAUAAGUUAUUAUGAAGUGAAAACCCUUAUUAGCACCCAGAACCAGAAAUAGAGCUUGGUCAGCUAUUUCAGAAGCCAGCUAUGGGCCCCAUCCCAUCACAACUCCUCCCUCCUCCCAAAAGUAACCACUAUCCUGACAUUUAUGGUAAUCACUCAGGAGGACUUUAUUUUAAUGGGACUAACGAUUUAGCUAUAAAUAAUCACUAAUGGUAGACUAUUAGGCAGUUGAGGGAUGUUUGGAGGAGCCACAAGAGGCAGCUGGAUCUCAGCACACUCAAAAAUCACACCGCUUUGUACAGUUAGUUCCCUCUGUGCCUAUGAUUAAGACACACCUCACCGGAAGACGAUCCCACAGAAGUCCAAGUACAGUGCUGUGCCCUAUGCCCUCAGCUCCAUACUGUCAUCCACUGAUCCAGAAAGAACCAUACCCCACAGUCUUCCCAAGGCAGAGCAAAAGUAGGUCCCAGCUCACAGUACUUGGGCGAGUGUAAGGGACUGGCAGUCUCUGCUGCCGACAUGUGAGCCUAGGACAUUGCCUAAACUUCCCUGGGCCUUAGUUUCUCACAGUGAAGUAUGGGGCCAUGAUAAAGCCCUUUACAAUCCCCUAUUCCUCACCUAACUUGGUCCCCUUUCCUCAAUCUUGGUUCCUGUUUCCGCUGCCUAUUUAUACACGCUGUAAGAAGCACAUUAUGUUCCUUUCCCAGUUGGGUGUCUUUCCAGCCUUGUGCUCCUCUUUUUGCCCUUGAUCCUCAGACACCAUGAUUCUGCUUCAUUUCUACAUGUACCAUUAUAAAAACACAUAUACGUCCUUGCAUAUUAGAGGUGCUGAACAAAUGGUUGUAGAAUGAAUGAAUAUAUGAAACAAAUUGUUUCCUACAUUCACGUAUGCAUUCCUUCAAUAUUUAGCAAGUACCUAAUAUAUACGUAGAUACCAACCUAUCCCUCUACACAAAUCAUUCCUCUCCUCCUUUUCUCAUCUUCCCCCUUUCCCAUUCUAUCUUUUUUCCUUUCCCUGAGCCAUAGAGUUAGACUGAGUGCCCAGCAAGGCAGGAUGCAGAGACACUUCUGCCAGUGGAAACAGACACCAUGGAAAGGAGCCAGAUGAAAUAAGGGCAAAGACAGCUGUACAACACGCAGAGAGAAACCAACCAGAAUGAAAAGCAGUGAUUCAUGGAGCACUGCAACUCAGAUACUCCUUGGGUUUCACUCUGAGAGCUACUGCAGGACUGAGGUCAGUGAGGGCUGGCAUCAAGAUGGACAGACAGGCUCCUCCUCCCUGGAGAUGUGAUGCCCGUCAAUCCCUCCCCUUAAUCCUCUUCUGCCCACCCCACCCCCACUACUCCCUCACACUGACCAGUGUCCUGGGCCUUUAAGAGUUGGAUGGGCUGGACUGAGGAGAGAGCUCAUACCUCUCCCCACCCUACUCUUUCCAUCUGGCUGUAAGUCUGCCAGUGACAGCACCAAACUGCAGCAGAAGAGGGGAGGAAACCAGUGAGUGCAAGAGAAGCAAAGGAGAAAAGGAGCCCUCCUGGGUUUCCUCGGCCCACAGCAGAGAGCGUCGCAGAUCUCAGACACAGGACUUCUCUCCUGCCCACGGUGACUCUGGCAUCAGCUGGUGAAGCAGUGGGUGAUGGCGUCCCUGCUGCAAGGCCGGCUGCCUGUUAAUCAAGACCUGCUGCUGAUGCAGAAAGGCACGCUGAUGCGCAAGGUGAGGUCCAAAAGCUGGAAGAAGCUAAGAUACUUCAGACUUCAGGACGAUGGCAUGACAGUCUGGCAUGCCCGGCAGGCCGGAGGCAGGGCCAAGCCCAGCUUCUCAAUAUCCGACGUGGACACAGUGCGUGAGGGCCACGAGUCUGAGUUGCUGCGAAACCUGGCAGAGGAGUUCCCCCUGGAGCAGGGCUUCACCAUCGUCUUCCAUGGCCGCCGCUCCAACUUGGACCUGGUGGCCAACAGUGUCGAGGAGGCCCAGAUCUGGAUGCAGGGGCUCCAGCUGUUGGUGGACUUUGUCACCAGCAUGGACCAACAGGAGCGGCUGGACCAAUGGCUGAGUGAUUGGUUCCAGCACGGAGACAAAAACCAGGAUGGUCGGAUGACUUUCGGAGAAGUCCAGCGGUUACUGCACCUGAUGAAUGUGGAAAUGGACCAAGACCAUGCCUUCCAGCUUUUCCAGAGAGCAGAUGCAUCCCAGUCUGGGACUCUGGAGGGAGAAGAAUUUGUAGAGUUUUAUAAGUCAUUGACUCAGCGUCCUGAGGUGCAGGAACUGUUUGAAAAGUUUUCAUCUGAUGGGCAGAAGCUGACCCUGCUGGAAUUUGUGGAUUUUCUCCAAGAGGAGCAGAAAGAAGGAGAACGGGCUUCUGACCUUGCUCUAGAACUCAUCGACUGCUAUGAGCCUUCAGAUAGCGGCAAACUGCGGCAUGUGCUGAGCAUGGAUGGCUUCCUCAGCUACCUCUACUCGAAGGACGGAGACAUCUUCAAUCCGACCUGCCUCCCCAUCUACCAGGAUAUGACUCAACCCCUGAACCAGUACUACAUCAGCAGCUCCCACAACACCUACCUAGUGGGAGACCAGCUUUGUGGCCAGAGCAGCGUGGAGGGAUACAUACGGGCCCUGAAGCGGGGAUGCCGCUGCGUGGAGGUGGAUGUAUGGGAUGGACCUAGCGGGGAACCUAUUGUUUACCACGGACACACGCUGACCUCUCGCAUCCCGUUCAAAGACGUUGUGGCCGCCAUUGGACAGUAUGCCUUCCAGACAUCAGACUAUCCAGUCAUCUUGUCCCUGGAGAACCACUGCAGCUGGGAACAGCAGGAGAUCAUAGCACGCCAUCUGACAGAGAUCCUGGGGAAUCAGCUACUGAGCACCACCUUGGAUGGGCAUCUUCCCACUCAGCUGCCCUCCCCUGAGGAGCUUCGGAGGAAGAUCCUUGUGAAGGGAAAGAAGUUAAAAACGCUUGAGGAGGAUCUUGAGGAAGAGGAGGAGGAGCCAGAGUCUGAACCGGAGGAGGCUGAGCUGCAGCUGGAGGCCCAGAUGGAGUCUGAGCCCCAGGAGUUGAGCCCUCGCAGUAAGGACAAAAAGAAGAAAUCCAAGCCCAUCUUAUGUCCAUCCCUCUCUGCCCUGGUUGUCUACUUGAAGGCUGUCACAUUCUACAGCUUCACUCAUUCGAGGGAGCACUACCGCUUCUAUGAAACAUCAUCUUUCUCUGAAGCCAAGGCCAAGAGCCUCAUCAAGGAGGCUGGCAAUGAGUUUGUGCUGCACAAUACCUGGCAGUUAAGCCGUGUAUAUCCCAGUGGCCUGAGGACAGAUUCAUCCAACUACAACCCCCAGGAGUUCUGGAAUGCAGGCUGCCAGAUGGUGGCUCUGAAUAUGCAGACUGCGGGGCUUGAGAUGGACCUGUGUGAUGGGCUCUUCCGCCAGAACGCUGGCUCUGGCUACGUGCUAAAGCCAGACUUCCUGCGUGACGCCCAGAGUUCCUUCCACCCUGAGAGGCCCAUCAGUCCGUUCAAAGCCCAGACCCUCCUAAUCCAGGUAAUCAGUGGGCAGCAACUCCCCAAAGUGGACAAGACCAAAGAGGAGUCCAUUGUGGAUCCACUGGUAAGAGUGGAGAUCUUUGGCGUCCGCCCAGACACAAGUCGGCAAGAGACCAGCUACGUGGAGAACAAUGGUUUUAAUCCAUACUGGGGGCAGACACUGUGCUUCCGGGUCCUGGUACCUGAACUGGCCCUGCUGCGUUUUGUGGUAAAAGACUAUGACUGGAAAUCCCGAAACGAUUUCAUUGGUCAGUACACCCUGCCUUGGAACUGCAUGCAACAAGGUGAGCCAGUCCUCCCACCCCUGGCCCGCACCCCAGCUCUGGCUGCCUUCCUAAUACUGUCCCCCGCCCCCCUUUCCAGGUUACCGCCACAUACACUUGCUCUCCAAGGAUGGCAUCAGCCUCCAUCCAGCCUCCAUCUUUGUGCACAUCUGCACCCGGGAAGGGCUAGAGGGGGUUGAAUCUUAAGGUGGGCACUUCACGGGAAGAGUGGGUGCAUCGGCUUUAGAUGGUAAGAAAAGCCUGGAAGGAUGCUCCAGAAAGCAAACAGAGGUGGUGAAAACCAAGCUUUUGACUGUGCAUUCCUAGGCACAAAAUUACUUCAUCCUUCCUGACAAGCAAAUCUAGGAUCUGAUUUUUCACCUUCUUUCUUUUCCCUUUCUUCGUUUUCACCAGCCUUUGGAAUCAUUCCUGUCCUUACCCUCUGCAUACUCUACACUGGAAUUCCUUCCUUCCUUCCUCUUGCUAUAGGUUCAAUACCAUACCCAGAUCUAGGACUACACUUUCGCAGCAACUCUGGCUCAAAGGCAGAUUGCAACUAGAAAUCCAGAGAAGGGCUUGAGGCAGACAAACCCUAAGAGGCACUAUCUCCUCCACCUCUAACUUCCUCAAAGUCCAGAGCCAAGGGAAGGACAAAUCAAGCCCCAAGUCUCCCCAGGCAAAGGCUGGGGAAGGAGAUCUGACCCCAAGACUGUAUUACGACUCUCAAGAGACACUACACAGCCCUCAGGGUCUCCACUGGACUGCUGCUCCCUAGCCCCUCCGGUAUAAAUAGAGCUUCUCUCUCAA
Balaenoptera acutorostrata (minke whale) is the source of this 9686-nucleotide messenger RNA. RefSeq names its product phospholipase C delta 4 (gene PLCD4). Gene Ontology annotation, molecular function: phosphatidylinositol-4,5-bisphosphate phospholipase C activity; calcium ion binding. The transcript is spliced from 15 exons. The record is from RefSeq and is a predicted model, not a curated record. The coding region runs from base 6722 to 9079 and encodes 785 amino acids. Lineage: Eukaryota; Metazoa; Chordata; Mammalia; Artiodactyla; Balaenopteridae. Gene Ontology annotation, biological process: lipid metabolic process; intracellular signal transduction.